UUCACAUAAACAAAUAAUACCUACAAAAACAACACCCCCUCUAAAAAUAAUUCCAUUUUUUUUUCCUCUCUACACUCUGCACUGCAGAAACAUCAUGGCCUAGCUGUUUCUUGGAUCCGGAGAUUCUGGGAGGCAUUUUUUAAUUUUAAUUUGUAUAAUAGCCCACAAAACAUGAUUCGGUUCGUCUCCGUUGUUCCUCCCUAGGCUCCUCAAACCUUUCUCCCUUUGUUCCUUCAUUGGAGUUUGUAGCAGCAUUAGCAAGUAAUGCCUGUAAAUCCAUGGACCCUCUUCUUCUUCUCCUUCUUAUGCAUUUCCCUUUUCCUUCCAUACCAAUACUCCUUCGCCGUCAACCCACAAGGGGAAGCUCUUCUUUCUUGGAAGAGAACCUUAAACGGUUCCUUAGAGGUUCUCAGCAGUUGGGACCGAAUUGAACACACUCCAUGCACCUGGUUCGGUGUAAGCUGCAACAUCAACAACCAAGUAGUUCAAUUGGAUCUCAGGUAUGUGGAUUUGUUUGGAAAACUCCCUACGAAUUUCACUGCAUUGACUUCAUUGAACAAACUCAUCUUAACCGGAACCAACCUCACGGGCUCUAUUCCCAAGGAUAUUGCCAACCUUCUAGAACUCACCUACUUGGACCUCAGUGACAAUGCAUUAAGCGGUGAAAUCCCAACAGAACUCUGUUACUUGCCGAAACUCCAAGAGCUUCAUCUGAACUCCAAUGACCUUGUUGGCUCCAUUCCGGUGGCGAUUGGGAACCUCACCAAUCUCCAGAAGCUAACCAUUUAUGAUAACCAACUCAACGGUGAGAUUCCGGCCACCAUCGGGAACUUGAAGAGCUUGCAAGUUAUCAGAGCCGGUGGGAACAAGAAUCUACAAGGUGCUUUACCCGAAGAAAUUGGAAACUGUUCCAACUUAGUGAAGCUGGGUUUGGCUGAAACUAGCAUCUCUGGUUCUCUUCCUAAAACAUUGGGACUACUCAAGAGCCUUGAAACCAUUGCCAUCUACACUACGCUUCUCUCAGGCGAAAUUCCACAAGAACUCGGCGACUGUACUCUCCUCAAGAAUGUCUAUCUCUAUGAAAACUCGCUCACCGGAUCCAUUCCUAAGGAACUGGGGAAACUCAGCAGCCUUGAGAUUCUUCUGCUAUGGCAGAACAAUCUGGUCGGCACCAUUCCCCCGGAGAUUGGUAACUGCCUCCAGUUAGCGGUUAUCGACGUGUCAAUGAACUCGAUUACUGGAAGCAUACCGGAGAGUUUUGGCAGAUUAACGAAGCUAGAGGAGCUUCAGCUGAGCGUAAACCAGAUUUCAGGGGAGAUUCCUGCAGAGCUUGGUAACUGCCAGCAACUAACUCACGUGGAGAUAGAUAACAACCUCAUAACGGGAACGAUACCUUCAGAGUUGGGGAACCUCAAGAACUUGACGCUUCUCUUCCUUUGGCAUAACAAACUCGAAGGGAACAUACCAUCCUCGCUCUCUAACUGCCACAACCUUGAGGCCGUUGAUCUCUCGCAGAACAUGCUGACGGGUCAGAUACCUAAGGGGAUAUUCCAGCUCAGCAAUCUGAACAAACUUCUGUUACUCUCUAACAACCUAUCCGGAAUCAUUCCUUCAGAGAUUGGUAACUGCUCCUCCCUCAUACGCUUCAGAGCCAGUAACAACAAGAUCACAGGUACCAUUCCGCCUCAGAUCGGCAACUUGAAGAAUCUCAACUUCUUGGACCUUGCCAAUAACCGUAUUUCGGGUGUUAUUCCGGACGAAAUCUCCGGCGGCCGCAAUCUCACUUUCUUGGACUUGCAUUCUAAUUUGAUCGCCGGAAGCUUGCCGGAGAGUCUGAGCGAGCUUGUUUCGCUUCAGUUUCUAGAUGUUUCUGAUAACGUCAUCGGAGGGACGUUGAGUCCUGCGCUUGGUUCACUCGGUGCGUUGACGAAGCUGGUUUUAGGGAGGAAUCGGAUCUCCGGUUCGAUUCCGAAUCAACUUGGUUCUUGCUCAAAGCUUCAGUUGCUCGACCUUGGCAGCAACCAACUCUCCGGAAAAAUCCCUGGAAGUCUUGGAAAUAUUCCAUCUCUGGAAAUAGCCAUGAAUCUAAGCCUCAACCAACUCUCCGGCGAGAUUCCAAGGGAGUUCUCGAACUUGGAGAAGCUUGGUGUCUUGGACAUUUCUCACAAUGCCAUCACUGGAAAUCUCCAAUAUCUCGCUGGUUUGCAAAAUCUCGUGGUGCUUAACGUCUCGCACAACAGAUUCUCAGGUCACGUCCCAGACACUCCAUUCUUCACGAAACUUCCGCUUAGCGUGCUCGAAGGGAACCCCGUGCUGUGCUUCGCCGGUAACCAGUGCUCCGGUAACGGCAACGAUGCCGGGAAGUCGUCGCGUCGGGCAAGGGAGGCACGCGUGGCAAUGGUGGUCCUAUUAUGCACGGCAUGCGCUCUGCUCAUGGCGGCGCUAUACGUCGUAGUGUCUGCCAAACGAAGAGGGGACCGCGAAAACGACGCCGAAAUGGACGGAAAGGAUAGCGACGGCACGGACAUGGCCCCACCCUGGGAAGUAACACUUUACCAGAAGCUCGACCUGUCGAUUUCUGACGUGGCAAAAUGCCUGUCCACCAGCAACGUCAUCGGGCACGGUCGAUCCGGUGUCGUUUACAAGGUGAACAUGCCUGGAACGGGGCUGACCAUCGCCGUGAAGAAGUUCAAGACGUCGGAUAAAUUAUCGGCGUCGGCGUUCUCGUCGGAGAUUGCGACUCUGGCAAGGAUACGCCACCGUAACAUUGUGCGAUUACUUGGUUGGGGCGCAAACCGUAAAACAAAGUUACUGUUUUACGAUUAUUUACCUAACGGUAACCUGGACACGCUGUUGCAUGAGGGAUGCACAGGAUUAAUAGAGUGGGAGACGCGGCUCAAGAUAGCACUGGGCGUCGCUGAGGGCGUAGCUUACUUGCACCACGAUUGCGUCCCUGCUAUCUUGCACCGCGACGUUAAAGCCCUCAACAUCCUGUUAGGUGACAGGUACGAACCGUGUUUGGCUGAUUUCGGAUUCGCACGCUUCUUGGAAGAAGAUCACCCUUCGUUUUCCGUUAAUCCACAGUUCGCAGGUUCUUACGGGUACAUUGCUCCUGAGUAUGGUUGCAUGCUAAAGAUAACAGAGAAGAGCGAUGUUUACAGCUUUGGGGUGGUCCUGCUAGAGAUUCUAACAGGGAAAAGGCCAGUAGAUCCAUCAUUCCGAGAAGGGGAACACGUAAUCCAGUGGGUGAGGGAGCACCUUAAGAGCAAGAAAGACCCAAUAGAGGUUCUUGAUCCCAAGCUACAAGGGCACUCAGACACACAGAUUCAGGAGAUGCUGCAGGCGCUUGGGAUAUCUCUACUGUGCACCAGCAACCGGGGGGAGGAUCGACCGACAAUGAAGGACGUGGCAGCAUUAUUGAGAGAAAUCAGACACGAAGAGGGCCCACCGGCAGGGUGUGAUGAGGCCCACAAGCCCAUCAAAAGAAACACGGAGGCCUCGUCGUAUUCUUCGUCGUCCUUGUCCUCCACUGUGACCCCGGCUCAGUUAUUGCUCCUUCAAUCAGGCUCUCAUUCCUCGUCCUCCCUUGCAUAUUCCUCUUCCUCCGUAGCCGCAGGGUACCACUACCCACCAAGGAAUCAUCAAUCAUGAAUUUUGGACAUUCAGAAACCCUUCUGUCUCUUCAUUAUUGAGCCACAAAUUCUUCGAUGUGUCUUUUUUUAUCGUUUACUUCUGUAUGGCAUUUGAGGAUGAUUUAGAUAAUAUUUUGAUUUAUGAUUAGUUUAUUUAUAGUGGUAGUAGUACCAGAAAUGAAUUAACUGUAAAGGUACCAAUUAUGGGUACUCCCGUGUCUGCUUGGUGACAUCAUAAAGCUAAGCAUAAUGAGAUGAGUGUACAGCAGCUUAAUGAAUUGACUUGAUUCCAUUUC
Arachis duranensis is the source of this 3928-nucleotide messenger RNA. RefSeq names its product LRR receptor-like serine/threonine-protein kinase RGI3. Gene Ontology annotation, molecular function: protein binding; ATP binding; protein kinase activity. NCBI's taxonomy places the organism in Eukaryota, Viridiplantae, Streptophyta, Magnoliopsida, Fabales, Fabaceae. Gene Ontology annotation, cellular component: plasma membrane. The record is from RefSeq and is a predicted model, not a curated record. The transcript has 2 exons. Bases 265 to 3651 code for a protein of 1128 amino acids. Gene Ontology annotation, biological process: protein phosphorylation.